This is a messenger RNA of Perkinsus marinus ATCC 50983, 288 nucleotides long. RefSeq lists its product as hypothetical. Lineage: Eukaryota; Perkinsozoa; Perkinsida; Perkinsidae. The record is from RefSeq and is a predicted model, not a curated record. The annotation marks the transcript as partial. The transcript has a single exon.
AUGUCUAACAAUCUAGUUCUCAAACUCCGUACCAGAACCCAGACCAUGCGAGUUAGGGUUGACUCCGAGAAACUGGCCGAUAUGUACCAGAUCAAAGACUAUAUUGAGCAGUCUUGGACUCAGUUGAAGGGCAAAGACUACCGUGUCUAUUAUGUAGAUGAGUUCGGAGAGAUGUGCCUCCUGAAUGAUCUGUCUUUGGGUGAUGCUAUUGCAACGGUACAAGAGCUCAAUAUGUCGGCUAAGAAUAUCCCUGUGUUGGAUUUGUUCAUCCAGGCUGAAGGGGAAGAG